GGUCAAUGUAUUCAUCUCGUCGUUUUAGGAUAAAGUCACCAAACACAUUCUCGGCUUCCUCUAGCUGGCCUCUCUCGCAAUAAGCAGACGCCAUCAUAGCCAAGCUUCGGAUAUCAGUAUACAUAGCAUAGUUGGUAGGCGACUCAAAAACCUUUGCUGCACCAUCGAUAUCGUUUAAUUUCAACAAGAGACAAAUCGCUGAUCGAUGUCCCUUUCUCUUGUCGGAAGGAGGAAGGUCCUUGUACAGGUCCCAUAAACGAGACAUCAUGUGGUUGAAGGGACUAGGUUUCGAGAGGUACCCGAGCUCUCUCUCAUCUUCCCAAAGAU
This is a messenger RNA of Thlaspi arvense, 327 nucleotides long. NCBI's taxonomy places the organism in Eukaryota, Viridiplantae, Streptophyta, Magnoliopsida, Brassicales, Brassicaceae. The record is from the annotation of a GenBank genome assembly.